GCGCAGUAAGUGACUCCGAGAAGGAGUAAGCAAUUGUUUCUGUGAUAUAGCAACAAAAAAAAACAAAAGCAACCUUUGCUUUUGCGAAGACGCGGAAACAAAGAAUCCAAUCGACUAGACAGCUACAUUUUCGACGCAGCAAACGACCGUAAUAAAAUUUUUCUAAAACUCCUUUCUCAACGAUCUAUCCCUCUCAGAGCACAAGUCCGACAAAGUAGAGACGUCGAGACGCGAAGUAAGUUUCAUCCCAAAUAAACAAGCGAAUCCAAAGUAUUACUUCCCUGAGUGAUUACCAAUCACAACUUUUCCUUUAAAAAAAAUCCUGGCGAUCCACUAAAAACUUUAUCUUUAUUUAGAUGGGUUUACGAAAGAACAACCUGUGAGCUGCGAAGAUGCUUUUCUCACCGCAUCGACGCAAGCGCGCAAUAUGUAUGAUGUGAAAUCUCGAGGUAUGCAGGGUGGUAGUGCUGGUGAGAACAUCAAUUCGCUUUCACCUUCAUUGCUGCUUCGUUUUUAUCUCCGAGUUCACUGCUACAUCUUUUGAAAAAUAAAACUCCGUCGUGGUUCGCAAAAACGGAACAAACUACUGAUAGGCUAUUCUGAGGAGGAGAAAACCGAGCACAGCUGGUGCGUAUGGAUUCUUUCUUGUUGGGAAAAAUGACAUACGUCGCUGCUGCUCUCGGUAAACUUUUACUGGGAACAGACUACUUGGUGGCACUAAUUUCGAUUCUGUUGAGCCAUACGGAUUAUACUAGCCCGGCGGUAGGAGUUGUGAAUUUCGCUAUUGUGCGGUCUUGCAUUUAGCUUGAUUCAUCCUGUAGUUCCGGCGCUUAGGGGUCUCUACCAAAAUAACCCGGGCACUAGCAGCUUUCACAAACCGAUUUGAACGAAAAAAAAUCGACGCACUUCAUAUACUACAUUCGCGGUGAAAUGAAGGAAGCUAUUUCUUCUGCAGUUCCAAAAACCUGUACCGUUGAGGAAAGUAGACUUCCUUCAACGAUAGAUUUUUUUUCGGAUCGAUUGAUUGAAGCUAUGUCCCGUAUAUCAAAAA
Amoebophrya sp. A120 is the source of this 1051-nucleotide messenger RNA. NCBI's taxonomy places the organism in Eukaryota, Dinophyceae, Syndiniales, Amoebophryaceae. The record is from the annotation of a GenBank genome assembly.